Scedosporium apiospermum is the source of this 1812-nucleotide messenger RNA. RefSeq lists its product as uncharacterized. NCBI's taxonomy places the organism in Eukaryota, Fungi, Ascomycota, Sordariomycetes, Microascales, Microascaceae. The record is from RefSeq and is a predicted model, not a curated record. Gene Ontology annotation, molecular function: ATP binding; protein kinase activity. Bases 1 to 1812 code for a protein of 603 amino acids. Gene Ontology annotation, biological process: protein phosphorylation. The transcript is spliced from 3 exons.
AUGGAUGUGUUCGGCACCUUGGUCAAUGCCACCACUUUGGUGGGCCAGAUUAUCAUCGUCUAUCGCCACAUUGCCGCGAUGCAGUCCUUUGGCGCGGUAGCCGAGGCUCUUACUGCAAAAAUAUCGUUCGAGUACUUUCGCUUUGAGACCUGGGCGGAGCAAAGCGGUUACCUUGAAAUCGAGGAUAGGUCAGAGCCAGCAAGCACCGCUUCAGCGCAGACAACCCACCAGGCUAGCUCUAGAUCCCACUACCUGCUCCAGACCGCGGCGAAAGCUCACGAGAUCGUAGCGCAGAUUCAGACAGUCCUGGCUGAGAUCCGGGAACUCCUAGAGAAGAACCGGAUAGCUGACAAGCUUGAUGAGCCGGUCGGCGCGGGUGCCACGCAGCCAAACCUCCCUACCCAGCAGGCCAUCCCGCUGCCCGCAACGCGACAGCACAAGUUCUCCCUCCCUACUUCCGUGAGUUUUAAGCCCGGCGUAGAGCAGGCUGCUGCUGCGUCGAGUAGGCUCAAGCUCCGUCUGGGCAAGGAAACAGGAAAGCUCCGUAAAUUGCGCUUCGGUUGGAGCCUAUUCAGUGAGGAUAGCGACAUGGCAAAGCUAGAAGACUUGGUUCAACAACUGAGGUAUUGGAACGAUGGCCUACGCGAUAUUUUGCCGCUGCAGCACCAGCAAGCUCACAGCAUGAUGACGCAAGUGAGGGUAUUGGGCCACUUAAAUGAUCAAAAGGAGUUGGAGAGUGUUGGAAAGGCAUCACGUAGCAUUAGUGGUAGCAUCUACCAGGACAUUUACGUGUGCUGCGGUAUGAAGAGGGAAAAACUAGAAACAGGACCAGAAUUCGACAGAGACAUCGGACCGGUCGCUGCGCCGUUGGAUUUAUUCCGGUUACCACAGCUCGGAGAGAACACACCUGCUUCUGUCGACUAUCGCCAAGAUUCCAACGCCGAGGCCUACCGCGUGGUGGUCGAGAUUGUUGAUUUCAGCACAAUCGCGAACCAAGACACGCUGGAGCUUCUCAACGCUCGUAUAAGUCGACUCAGCUAUCUCCUUAAGGACGCGGCUCGCCCAAGUGAUCUCUACCUGCCCAUGUGUGAAGGCUACGUCCGGGUAACUAGCUCCAAGUUCUUCAUCCUCUACCGGCCACCCGAUGAAGCCGACCCGAUAAAACAACCGCGGACUCUCCUUUGCCUGCUUCCUCGCCACCCGAACGCACCGAAACGGCCGCAUAGGAUACCCAUCCUGCCCUCCUUGGAAGAGAGGUACAAUCUCGCCAAGCUUUUAGCGGAAGGCCUUCUAAGACUUCACAGCAUCAGCUGGCUGCACAAAUGCUUCAAUAGCAAUAAUAUCCUCUUCUUUCAUGGCCCGGACGGGCUUAUGGUAUCGCACCCAGUCCUGGUCGGGUUCGGUCUGGGGAGGACGUCGGACAAGUCCUCAGAAACGAUUGAUGUGCGACAAGUCGGGAGCCAGUUCGAUCUCUACCAACACCCGGAGCUCCGCACUGACACGCACAAACGCUACGAAAAACGUCAUGACAUUUACUCUCUCGGGCUAGUCCUCUUCGAAAUCGGCAUGUGGCAGAGCAUUUACUACUUUAAACAGGAGAAUCAAGACGCUCAGGAGUUUAGACGUGCCAUAAGAAAUGCUUGUGAAGGCUACCUGGCGCACUUCAUGGGCAAGGCGUAUCAGCGCGCCGUCCUGCAGUGCAUAGAUGAAGACGAGAUGUGGAAGGAGGCUGAGGAUGAAGGCGAUGAGCCGUCGAAUGUUCACGAGGUAUUCUUUUGGAAAGUUGCGCGGGAGUUGGGGAGCGUGUCGUAA